This is a messenger RNA of Varanus komodoensis (Komodo dragon), 2370 nucleotides long. RefSeq names its product protein kinase cGMP-dependent 2 (gene PRKG2). Gene Ontology annotation, biological process: protein phosphorylation. Gene Ontology annotation, molecular function: ATP binding; cGMP-dependent protein kinase activity. The transcript has 18 exons. NCBI's taxonomy places the organism in Eukaryota, Metazoa, Chordata, Lepidosauria, Squamata, Varanidae. Bases 1 to 2343 code for a protein of 780 amino acids. The record is from RefSeq and is a predicted model, not a curated record.
AUGGGAAAUGGUUCAGUGAAACCCAAGUACCUGAAGAGGCCAGAUAGCCAUGUGGGAAACUGCCCCUUUAGCUGCUCUGGCAGCAGUAAGUUCUUGAAGGACCCGGGCUUGAACAUCAGCACAAUCACUGGGGCUGCAGAUAUUCUGAGAAGCAAGAUCUGGGAGCUCGAAAGGGAACUGAAGAGGCAGGAGGAAGAGUUGCAUGAGAGGAAUUACCACAUCCUCGAACUCCAGGAACAGCUGGCUAAACAAACCAGGACCAUCGCAGACCUCACUGAAGAGCUCAAGUGUAAAUGCAUCCAGCUGAACAAGCUGCAGGAUGUUGUGGACACCCAGGGAGCAAAUCCGUUCGUGUUUUCUCCGCUUAAAGAAGUGCCCAAGGCCAGCCAGGCCGCAUUCAGCAACCGGAGGAGAGGGGCAAAGGAAGGUGUGUCUGCAGAGCCAACGACCCGGACGUACGACCUGACUGAGCAGCCGAGGUUUUCAUUUGAGAAAGCAAGAGUCCGAAAGGCCUCGAGUGAGAAAAAGCUUAUCACAGAUGCUCUGAGCAGAAACCAAUUUCUAAAAAGGCUGGACCCGCAGCAGAUCAGAGAUAUGGUCGAAUGUAUGUAUGGAAGGACGUACCAGCAGGGGAGCUACAUAAUCAAGCAGGGGGAGCCUGGCAACCACAUAUUUGUGCUGGCAGAAGGCAGACUGGAGGUCUUCCAGCAGAACAAGCUUCUCUCAUCGAUUCCGGUGUGGACAGCAUUUGGGGAGUUGGCCAUUUUAUACAACUGCACGAGAACAGCCUCAGUGAAAGCUGUCACCAGCGUGAAAACAUGGGCGUUAGACAGAGAGGUCUUCCAGAACAUCAUGCGGCGGACGGCACAAGCACGACAUGAGCAGUACAGAAAUUUCCUCAGAAGUGUGUCUUUGUUGAAAAAUUUACCUGAAGAUAAGCUGACAAAGAUCAUAGACUGCUUGGAAGUGGAAUACUAUGACAAAGGUGAUUAUGUUAUCCGGGAGGGAGAAGAAGGAAACACCUUCUUUGUUAUAGCCAAAGGGAAGGUUAAGGUUACCCAGACCACAGAUGGGCAGGCACAGCCCCAGCUGAUUAAAACAUUGCAGAAAGGAGAUUACUUUGGGGAGAAGGCUCUGAUCAGUGAUGAUGUUAGGUCUGCUAAUAUAAUUGCUGAUGAAAAUGAUGUGGAAUGCCUUGUCAUUGACCGAGAAACCUUCAAUCAAACAGUUGGGACAUUCGAAGAACUCCAGGCCUACCUUGUGGGUUACGUGGCAAAUCUGGCUCGAGAUGACGAGAAAAGGCAGGCCCAAGUUUCUGCGUUGGAGCGACUCCCCAGUGAUGUCUCUUUGGAGAUGAUACAGCUGAAAGAAAAAGUAACCCAGUUUCCUUCCACAUGCCCAUUUCAGAACCUGGAAAUCGUUGCUACUCUGGGUGUUGGUGGAUUUGGAAGAGUCGAGCUUGUGAAAGUUAAGAACGAGAACGUAACCUUUGCCAUGAAGUGCAUUAAGAAAAAGCACAUAGUGGACACCAAGCAACAGGAGCACAUCCAUUCUGAGAAGAAAAUCCUAGAAGAGGCCUGCUCUCCAUUCAUUGUCAACUUGUACCGCACCUUCAAAGACAACAAAUACGUUUACAUGCUCUUGGAAGCCUGUCUUGGAGGUGAGCUAUGGAGUCUUCUCAGGGACAGAGGUAGUUUUGAUGAAACCACAACAAAGUUCUGUGUCGGGUGUGUGACAGAAGCUAUUGAGUAUUUGCAUUGCAUCAAUGUGAUUUACAGGGACCUGAAGCCAGAAAAUUUAAUUUUGGAUGCUCAAGGAUAUAUAAAGUUGGUUGAUUUUGGGUUUGCUAAGAAGAUUGGAGCAGGGCAAAAGACCUGGACGUUCUGUGGGACUCCGGAAUAUGUUGCUCCUGAAGUCAUUCUUAACAAAGGCCAUGAUUUCAGUGUGGACUUCUGGUCUCUUGGAAUCCUUGUGUAUGAACUACUUACAGGAAACCCUCCAUUUUCCGGGGUUGAUCAAAUGAUGACCUACAAUUUGAUUCUAAAAGGUGUUGAAAGGCUGGAUUUUCCCCGAGUAAUAACCAAGCGGCCAGAAGAUUUGAUUCGGCGGCUCUGCAGACAAAACCCUACUGAAAGAUUAGGAAACCUAAAGAAUGGAAUCCAUGAUAUUAAGAGGCAUAGAUGGCUGAAUGGUUUUAACUGGGAGGGACUCAAGGCAAGGAAGCUAACAUCUCCUUUGAAACGAGAGCUUGCCGGUCCAAUGGAUUACAGCUACUUUGACAGAUACCCACCUGAACAGGGGGUCCCACCCGAUGAGCUUUCAGGCUGGGAUAAAGAUUUCUAAGAAGAAGAGAGACUCGUCGUUAUAAAU